Zonotrichia leucophrys gambelii is the source of this 768-nucleotide messenger RNA. Its product is annotated as spectrin beta chain, non-erythrocytic 4-like. Lineage: Eukaryota; Metazoa; Chordata; Aves; Passeriformes; Passerellidae. Gene Ontology annotation, cellular component: plasma membrane; cell projection; cell junction. Gene Ontology annotation, molecular function: actin filament binding. Gene Ontology annotation, biological process: central nervous system projection neuron axonogenesis; actin cytoskeleton organization. The transcript is spliced from 6 exons. The record is from RefSeq and is a predicted model, not a curated record. The coding region runs from base 94 to 768 and encodes 224 amino acids.
CUAUCACCUUCAUCAUCAUCAUCGUCAUCAUCAUUGUGAUGAGCGGCACCAUCAUCAUUGUCCAUCAUCUUCAUCAUCUUCAUCAUCAUCUCCAUGAGCAUCAUCAUGAGUGUUGUUAUCAUCAUCACCACCAGCAUUGGCAUCAUCAUCAUCAUCGUCGUCUCCAUGAUCAUCAUUAUGAGGAUCAUCUUCAUCAUCAUCAUCAUCAUCAUCACCAUCAUCAUCAUGCCGAAGCCGACGCGGGGCCGGAUGCGGAUCCACUCCCUGGAGAACGUGGACAAGGCCCUGCAGUUCCUCAAGGAGCAGCGCGUCCACCUGGAGAACGUCGGCUCCCACGACAUCGUGGACGGCAACCACCGCCUGACCCUGGGCCUCAUCUGGACCAUCAUCCUGCGCUUCCAGAUCCAGGUGAUCAAGAUCAAGACCGAGGACAACCGGGAGACGCGCUCGGCCAAGGACGCGCUGCUGCUCUGGUGCCAGAUGAAGACGGCGGGCUACCCUGAGGUCAACAUCCAGAACUUCACCACCAGCUGGAGGGACGGCCUGGCCUUCAACGCCCUCAUCCACAGGCACCGGCCGGACCUCAUCGACUUCCACAAGCUGACCAAGUCCAACGCCACCUACAACCUGCAGCAGGCCUUCAACACGGCCGAGCAGCACCUGGGGCUCAGCAAGCUGCUGGACCCCGAGGGUACGGGCGGGGUCUGUCCCCCUGUCCGUCCGAGCUCCAAGGCCACCCCAAACCCCGCCAGGUGCUGGACCAGGUGA